Messenger RNA from Lutzomyia longipalpis, 6281 nucleotides. Its product is annotated as cilia- and flagella-associated protein 298. NCBI's taxonomy places the organism in Eukaryota, Metazoa, Arthropoda, Insecta, Diptera, Psychodidae. The transcript has 2 exons. Gene Ontology annotation, biological process: regulation of cilium movement; regulation of sodium ion transport. Gene Ontology annotation, molecular function: sodium channel regulator activity. Bases 3147 to 4322 code for a protein of 391 amino acids. The record is from RefSeq and is a predicted model, not a curated record.
UACAAUUUAAAAAAUACAUUUUGAUUUCAUUAGCAGUUUUUUUUUUUAAUAUUUUUCACAUAAACCAUGAAAAGUCAUUAUAUAUGUAAUAAAGGAAAACUUCACAAAAUAAUCUAGUCGAUCAAGCAAAGAAGAAGCUUUUGCUAACUUCCAAGAUUCAAUGUUGAAAUAGAAUAAUUUGGAAAGCACAAAAUGGUGAAAGCUCCGCAGAUAAGAGUUAGUAUCGUAAAAAUCUCUAUAUUAUGUAGUGUAGGGGAAAUCAUGGAAAGUCGUCGCCUGAUUUGCGCUCCUUCCUGAUGGUAGCUUCCCCUCUUUGAAUUCUCUCUCGCAACUCUCUUUGGCUCAAUGAAAAUCAUCGGUGGUCUCAUGAGUUGGAGCUUGAGCAGCAGAGACCAGUAGCAGUUGUUCGUGGCUUUGCUCACCCAGUGUUUCUUUUAUCUAACACUCCAAAAAGUGUUCUCCACACAAUAAACAGGGAAAAACAGUAGAAAUACGAGAAAAAAGAAAACUCCUGGAGACACGGUGGACUUUGGUAGUACCGUGGGGGUAUAGAGAAGUGUUUAAAACUUUGUGGUUGUCAGAUCUCUGUAUUCCUUGCCACAAAGAACAUUUCUUGUGGUGAUUUUGUGCUCUGUGAAAAGUAUAUAUAUGGCACCAGGGGAGGCAGAGACUAUGAAAAGACGUGAAGAAAAUUUUGCACGAAAUCCCAUUCGCCAUCUUAUGGAGGAACAUUUCUAUUUAGAAGUGAAUUGAAAAGGAUAAUUUCUCUUGUGGUUUUCGGGUGUUUUUGCAAAGAUUAAUUUUGAAAUGUGUGAAUAUUUUGCCAUACCCACCAACGAGAGUAUGGGCAAAAGUUCACAAUGAAGAAUAGAAUUUUCACACCAAAUCACUCACCAUAGCAUCGAUUUCUGCCAACUCGCAUGAACACCAAGUGAUUCCCGCUGGAAAUCCAACAAUUUAAUAAAAGCCUAAAUUGGCUUAUGGAUAUUCCUUAGGCCUUCGAUCGUCUCGAGCGUUAAAUCAAUGAAUAAACUCAUGUUUGUGCUUUCAUGAGGAGACGGAAUAUCUGAUUAGGUGCUCUUGUGUUCAAAAGGGAGGGACAUUUUUCUUGUUGGCCCGACGAACAACAUUCUCCUGAGACGUGGAAAACGGAGGAAAAUCACAUCGAGAUUUGUUUCUCAAAGUGAAAAUAAGCAAGAGAAAGCUCCCAAGUCAAAAGUGACACGGGGAAAGUUCACAGGGAGGUGAAUUUUUUUCCAUCUUUCGUCGUGUGCGGGGGUGUAUGUGUGUGUGUGAAAAUUUUCGGUGGGUGGUGUUGGAAAAGUUGAAGAAAGCUUUCUGAUGAGAAUGCUACGAGUUUCUCAACACAUUCAACCACCCAUCCCCAGCGAAAGCACACCAUUUGUGGAUAUUUAUCGGCAAAAAAUAGCUAAAUUAAUUUAAUACAUCGUGCCACUUUUGUCGUGAUUGUGAUUUUCUCUUAAAAAAAAAAAGAAAGGAAAAAAAAGCUUUGAAUUUUUGUAUUUUUGUGUGAAGCUCACCUCUUUUUGGGAGCUUUUCAUCACUUGUUCUAUUCUGCAAAAGUUAUUCUUCAAUAUUUUACUUUCGCGUGAAAAUCACCAAAAGACUUCUCAUCUCCGUGGGAGUCUCUGUACAAAUAAAACAUGUUCAAUUUGUGAAAAUAUAAAUCUGUGUGCGUAAAUUAAGGGAAAAGUUACAUUUGAAAAAAAAAUAUAUAUAAAAAGCUCUUAUACCGUCCAAGCAUUACAUAAUUUCGCAUGGUAAAUUAAUGGUGUGAAAAGAAAAUCCACAGAGAAAAGAGGGACUUUUUGCACAAAAUCUACAGUGAAAAUUUCACGCAGAGAAAACCAAAGAAAAGACAACCCAAAUACAAGAAAAUACAGCAAUAGAGCACACACUCUAUAUAAGAAAAAAAUAUAUCGAAAGUGGGUCCAAUAGUAUAGAGAGAUAACGUGCUUAAGCGCGUGAAAAUGUGCCAGAACGAAGAAAAGUUAUUGCUGCGGAUUUUCAUUUGCAAAAUGUGCGACAAGUGAAGCUCUCUUCUUCCAUCCAUCCAUCUAGGGAAGUUGCAGAAAGAGUAUUAAAACACGCCCCAGACAGUCCACCCAUAUUUUGCAAUAAAGAACCAUACUGUUGGGAAAAUUUUUACCCCCCAACCCCGCUGCCCUCUGCAUUGGGUGAUUCACAUAGCUACGGAUAUAAUCGAGGGAAACAGACGGCGCCAGGGUGAAAGUUGCUCCGAAUUUAAAAGUUAGCUAUAUUAUACAUACUGUCGCAAGAGUGGAGCCGCAAGAGGGGUUGUAUGGUGUUGCUGUGCUAGAAAAUGCAUCAUAAAUCAAUAAGAGAACCAGCGAAAAAAAUCCAUUUCACUCCUCAAGUAUUAAAUUAUGGUGAUUUCUGUGCAAUUAAAAUAACUUUAGUCACGUGAAAGUGUGUGGUGGGAAGCUGACGCGUGAGGGGUUGAAAACGAAAACGUGGAACACCUAAACUACAUACAAUAUUGCAUUGUAAGUUUUGAGCACACAUAGUAUUGCUAACACAAAGGGGUGUGUUUGAGGAAUAACGAAAAAAAAGUCUUUGUGUAUUUUGUGAUAUAUAAUUUUGUUGCAUUAAAGCACAAAGGACAUUUUCUUAGAGGUUAUUUGAAUGUGAUGCUGUACGAAGGGGGUGCGCCAAAUGCGCCCCCGGUAGAAAGUCCUGUCUGCAGCUUAAAAGCUCGCAAAUCUCAACCCCAAUUUUUGCGUGAGCGGAUUGAAUUUGCAACAGAGAGUGAGAGUAUAUAACGCUAUACAUAACGUGUUUGAUGCAUAAAUUGACGAAAAAUACCUGUGAGAUAUAUCUUUUGGUCAAAAGACCCUAAGGGUGUAUUAUCGAAGCAACAAGCUAACUUUUUGGGAAAUCUACUUAUAAAGAGAUACACCUCUUUCGUGCGAAAUAGGCGCGACAAGAGUAAAGAAAAGAAACAGCUCAUAACAAGGAAGGAGGAAGAAAAAACAAGAGAUCCUUGGGAGAUAAAUCUCAGUGUGUAAAUAUCAAUAGAGGACUAUAGAUAUAUAGCAAGAGUAGAGGAGAAGGAUAGAAUACAAAAAAAAGCGAUUUGAGAUAUAUAGAAAGAGGUUAGUGAUAUGGCUGACGAACCUGGACCGGAAGAGAGAACAUUUAAGGAAAAAUUAUUGUUCUACACAACAGCAUUUUUCAUCCUUCUCGGAACAUUUAGCUUAUUUGCAUUUCUCUUUCUUGUACCAUUUGUGAUUGAUCCUGCCUUUACCACAAUCUUUAUGCAAUUCGAUCCGAAUCCAGCAAUAUGUACCACAGUUGAGACGAUACACCUGCGUGGCGCCAGCAAUUGCUCCUGGACAUCCUGUCGGGAGGGAUGUACCAAGGAUAUUUUUGAAUGUCUGCAAAUAAGCGUCAACUAUCGCCUCAUGCCGAAUAAUACAAAUUUCACGGGUAUGGAUUUAGCAACACUCCCAGAUCCCGAACCAGAGGCACAACGGAGCCAUCAUCGGAGGAAGCGUGCCAUCAGGGAAUACGACUAUGCAGAUAGUGAGGAACAGAAGGUUGCGGAUGGUAUGAAUGGAAUAGAUCCGGCCAAUGGUAUCAUCGAGGUGGACUAUUCGGAUGUGAUUGACAUGGACCACGGUGAGGAGGGCAAUGAAUCCGAAUGGUUCUUCACAAUGGCACGAUUGUACCCCAAUGUGAAGGGCUGUGGAUACCCACCGGCACUCAACUGUACCAUUUGGACAAAAGCAUAUAAACGCAUCGGAACAAAUUUCACAUGUUACUACUCAAAGGUGGACCCAAAGCUCGUUAUCACGCAUCUGGACUAUAGGCAGAAUACACUGAAUCUUAUCUACAGCAUGGCCAUUCCGAUUCCCUCCUUUAUCAUCUCUGUAAUUUACCUCACAAUUGCCUACUUCAAAAUCUACCAUGAAGACGAGGAGGCAGCUCCGCUGGAUAAGAAUGCUGAAGGAAUGGCCGGUGAAGAUGAAGAAGGUGAAGAAGGAGAAGGAGGUGAAGAGGGUGAAGGGGUUGCCCUGGAGAACGGUACAGCCGGUGAGGGUGUGUCAUCAUCACUGCCAAAUGGGACAACCCCACUAACUGCAUCCGGACCACUCUUAUCCUCAAACACAGACAUUGCAUCAUUUGGCCAUCAGCUCAAAGUUAAGAUGGCAGAUGAGAUGUCGCGUGAAAGUAUUGACGGAGGACUCCUUUCUAACUCUGCCAGCAUUCAAGGAAACUUGAGCAAGACGAUGACGACGAGUAUCUCAACUCCACCUGGGCCGAUAGCAGCAGUUUGAAGAGACAGGUCCAUGGACUCGACAACAUCAAGUUUCACUACGGAAAGAAGUGAAGCAAAAUAGGCAUUUCUGCAGAUUCUCAUCCCAUCGGACGUGAAAGAAUGCGCAGAAAAUUCAGCCACAUUUGGCUGUUUGAAAAAUUGAUUAAUAAAAUUUUUGAAAGGAUUACAUUAUGAAAAAAAAAAUUUGAAUCAAGAUUUUCAUGUCAUCACACAUUACAUAUUUUUACUCUAAAAAAGCUAAAAUAAGCUUUGUGAGAAGCUUUUUUUCACUUUUAACCAAAAAAAAUGAAAGUGUGAAAAUUCAUUUGAAGCAGGAGAUCUUUUAUUAUUCAAAACUUUUGAUUCUCACAUGAAAAAAAAACGCAGCAAAUAUCAAUGUUAUAAAAUGCCAUGCAACAUUCACUCUAAAUUAUAUUUAUACAUAAUAAUUAAAGAAAAAAAGAUGAGCGUGAAGCAAAAAACAAAAUAUCUCGUACAAGAUUUCUUGUAAAUGCGAGUUAAACUGACAAAAAAGCUUUUUAAACAAUUUUUAAAAAAUCUCAUUGGGCCUCUUUUCCUUAAAACAACUUUAUUAUCCGAAAAUGUAUCUUCUAAAACCCCUCUUAUAUAUAAAUUGCUAAAGUAUUAUAUUAGUGAAAAUUACUAUGAUGGUCUUGUAUUUUUGUUAACAAAAAAAAAGAACUUGAAAACCUAAUUUAAAGCUUUUUUUUUUAAUGGAAAUUCAAUUUAUUUCUUUUUAAAUAUUUUAUCAAGUAAAUAUUGUGUAAAUAAUAUUGGCAUUGAAACAUUAUAAGCUCUCAAUUCUAAAAGAAAAUAAAAAAGAAAGAAAAUAUUGUAACUAAGAUCAUUGCAAACCUAUGCAAAUUAUAUUCCGAAGAAAUUGAAAAGGUAAAAAAAAACGUGUGAGAAGUAAACUUUGCACAACGAAUCAACGUAAAUUAGUUUAAAAAAAAACUUCUUUCUUAAAAAAAAUUACCACUCUAUUAAAGCAUUUUUUAGCAUAUUUAAUGAGUUCAUUCAGCAUGGGUAAUAAAAUGCGUAUUGUUAAUCUUUGCCCUUCAAGCAUUAUCAGACAUAAUAGAAGAAAAAGGCAAAGUUAUGGAAAGGAGUGUGAAAGGAGAAGCACAUCAUCGAUUUAUUGGCUUCUUCCACUUUAGUUUUUUCUUCAUCAUUCAAUAAAUGAAUCAAGCUGGAGAAACUGUAAAGAGACAAAGAGAAUAAUGUGGAACACUCUAUUUUUCUUUUCAAUUCUUAGAAAUGAUUUUCUACAAUUUUCAAUGUCAUCCCAAUCUCAAUCUUUUCAACAUGGGAGGUGAAAUCACGAUCAAAAAUAGGCACACAAGUCAAAUGUAUUGUAUAAUUUUAUUUAGACCUCCCACGCAUCAAAUGAAAUCAGAAAGAUAGAAAGUCAUGGAAGAAGCUUAAAAGAGACAACCCCUUAAUAAUAUACCUAUACAAGAAAAUGUGAGAAAGAUUUCCCCUUUGUUAAAUUUCCCAACGUAACACCCACAAAAAUUUCAAAAUAGACAGAGAAACAUGUAGAGAAGACAACAAAAAAGGAUAUUAUUCAAAUGACGUGCAUUUUUAGAUAAAUAUAUUAUGUACUGUAAAUUAUUUCAAAGAGAAAUAUGAAAAAAAAAACUGCGGAAAACCUUUACUAUUGAAUUUUAAGAGUCUAGCUACAUAUAAAAUGAGAAAAAAACUUCUUUGAUGAAAGAUCUUUAAUUGAAAGGCAAUUUAAAAAAAAAAUGUAAAAAAAAAGAUUAUAUUGAACUAUUUCAAAGAAAAAAAAGAACUGUUAAUGGUGUGUGUUUUGAAUGAUGAAAAAUUGCUUUUUAAUUGCUAUAUAUAUUAAAUAUACAUAACUAGGAGAGAAUGUGAAAAAUGAAGGAAUAAAUUCAAAAUUAUGAGAAAAAAAAUGAAAUGAGAACAACAAUAAAAAUCGUGAAAGCUUUAA